GUUUCCGGGUCUCCAGUCAACACGCGUGCGGCAACAAACCGGAGACUUUUGACCAUAACACACCGACACACUUCUCUGCGCUGAAACAGGAGCGAUAAAGCUCGUAUUUCUCCCACAGAGACAGACGUAAACCUCUCAUCAUGGGCCCGCCUCGCUCCAAGAAGCGUCGCCCGACGUUCCGGCGGCUGCUGAAGACGAGCGGCAUGAAGCUGGACAACAAGCUGAAGACUCGUCAGAUGAAGCAGCAGAACGUCGCCAAGAAGCAACGCAAGGAACAGAAGAGGCUGAGGCAGGCGGUGAAGGACGCCUCCAUCAGGACGCCCCGCCCCCUGGAGACGUACAGGAAGAGGCCUGAGGAGGAGGAGGAUGAAGACGAGUUUCUGGAGACUCUGCCGACGGAUAUGUUGGAGGAAGAUGACAUGCAUCAGAUGGCCGCCAUGGCUCGGAAAGCCUCCUUCAUCACCAGAGACCUGUCGUCAUGCGCACCGGUGCACAGCGGAAAGAAGCGGAGCUCGGACGUCAUCCGGAGUUACGAGAAGGUUCCCAGGAAGCUGGUGAGGACGGAGGAGAAGGAGGUCAUCCACCUGCUGCCAAUCAAAGACAAGAGGGGUCUGAUCCCGCAGAGCAUGGAGAAAGUUGUUACGAACCAGCAGCAGGAGGAGGAAGAAGAGGAGGAGGAUGACGAUGCUGCUGCAGAUGAGCAUGUGGAAAACGAGGUGGCGCCACAGAUCUACCCACAGCUGACAGAGGCACAGAGGGAGCGGAUUAGAGCUCAGAAGAUCAGUGAGAAGAGGCUGACCAUAGCCAGCCUGGGAUCCGCCAUCGUCUCAGACCCCAUCGUUAACAUCAAGCGUGUGAAGGAGCUGAGGGGGAUGCUGAUGGAGGCCGACCCCAGCGUGGCGGUGACCGUCAGGAAGCUGGUGAUGGUUUCCCUCAUGGAGAUCUUCAAAGACAUCGCCCCCACCUACAGGAUCCGACCUCUGACGGCCGAAGAGAAGGCCACAAAGGUGAAGAAGGAGACUCAGCAGCUCAGAGAGUUUGAAGAAGGUCUCGUGAGUCAGUACAAGUUCUACCUGGAGGACCUGGAGCAGACCAUCAAAGACUGGAAGCAGAAGAAGAAGAAGCGCAGCCAGGCGGUGGGAUUCCAGUCGUACCGCGGCCUGGCCGAGGUCGCCAUCCGCUGCCUGUGUGAGCUGCUGCUCGCCAUGCCUCACUUCAACUUCCACAACAACAUCAUCGUCGCCCUCGUGCCGCUGAUGAACGACUCGGCCAAGAAGGUGUCGGAUAUGGCUUGCGAUGCGGUCAAGAAGCUCUUUAAGCAGGAUAAAAUGGGCGUGGCCUCCCUGGCUACGGUGCGAGUCAUCUCCGGCCUCGUGAAGAGCCUCAACUACAACGUCAGACCCGAGGUGCUGCUGACUCUGCUCAGCCUGAGGAUUAAGGAGGUGGAGAUGAAGAAGGACAUAGAGUCCACAGCCCCAAAGAAGAAGUUCAUGAAUCACAAAGAGAAGAAGAAGAACCUGUCCAGGAUGCAGAGGAAGUGGAAAAAGGCUGAGGAGAAGCUGGAGAAGGAGCUGAUGGAGGCCGAAGCCUCGGACAGCAAAGACAAGAAGAUCAAACUGCACACGGAGACUCUCAACAUCGUCUUCCUCUGCUACUUCAGGAUUUUGAAGAAGGCUCAGAAAUCGGUCCUUCUACCUGCUGUACUAGAGGGGCUGGCCAAUUUUGCUCACCUGAUCAAUCUGGAGUUCUUUGAUGACCUGCUCAACGUGCUGCAGAACCUCAUCCAAUCAGGAGAUCUGACCCAUAAGGAGAGUCUCCACUGCAUCCAGACCGUCUUCACCAUCCUGUCAGGACAAGGUGACGUCCUGAACAUCGACCCUCUGAACUUCUACUCUCAGCUCUACAAAAUGCUGCCGAGGCUCCACGCAGGGGCGUCCAAUGACGACAUCGCCAUCGUGCUGCGGUGCCUGGACGCCAUGUUGACUCGCCGCAAGAAGCAGGUGAGCCUGCAGAGGGCGAUGGCGUUUACGAAGCGACUGAGCAUGCUCAGUCUGCACGUACUGCCCAACGCCAGCGUGGGAAUCCUCGCCGCCAACAGAGCCACCAUGCACUCCUUCCCUAAGUGCGACUUCCUGUUGGACAACGAGAUUCAGGGCAGCGGCUUCUAUCUGCCGGAGUUGGACGAACCCGAACACUGCAACGCUCAAAACACAGCGCUGUGGGAGCUGCACACCCUGCAGAGACAUUACCAUCCGGUGGUGCGGCGGUUCGCGUCCCACCUGAGUCGUGGCGCUCCCAGUGAAGGAUCGGCAGCGCUGAGCGUGGAGCUGAGUCGCAGGUCGCCGGUGGAGCUGUUUGAUGUCUACAGUGUCAAAGACAUGACAUUUAACCCCCCUGUAGCACCGCCCGGCUCCAAGAAGAAGGAUCGUUUCUCGGUCGGAGCUUCUUCGCUUCUGGACGCCGAGCUGCAGACGCGAGUGAACAGAGUCCUGACCGAGGCUGAGGACGCACAGCUGGACUUUACCGCAACACACACCAAGAAAACAACUGCACACACAAUCGCACACACGCUGUCGUAGCGACACCCUCGCUGGUGCAUCCAGGCCGGAUCAGUGAUUCUGUAAAAAGAUUCUAAAGAGGAAAUGUUUUGGUAAUUAAACAACUAACAAAACAAAAGACUGAAAUGUCUGUUUUCAAUUUUGAAUAAUUUAAUUUGUCUUUUAUUAUCCUGACGGAGUCAAAACCAACUUCAAUUCAAAAGUUCGGAGCUGUUAAGAAACAGCCGCAGUAUUAAUAAAGAGUUGGGUUCUUACGAUGAAGUCUGAUAUUUAAACAGAAUUAUAUUGAUGUAAAAGAAUCAUCUUUUUAUCUUUUAUUAUAUUUGUUUUACUUGGAUGGAAGCUGGUUCUGUAUUAUAAGGAUAUAAAUCUUAUUUUUUAUAGUAUUCAUGCUUCAGAUUCUGUUUUUAACCAACAACAAAAUAAACCUGAAACUCUCUGCGUACCAAA
This is a messenger RNA of Mugil cephalus (flathead mullet), 3008 nucleotides long. It is a transcript of the gene noc3l, whose product is annotated as NOC3-like DNA replication regulator. The transcript is spliced from 21 exons. Gene Ontology annotation, cellular component: nucleolus. Bases 141 to 2579 code for a protein of 812 amino acids. Gene Ontology annotation, biological process: DNA replication initiation. NCBI's taxonomy places the organism in Eukaryota, Metazoa, Chordata, Actinopteri, Mugiliformes, Mugilidae. Gene Ontology annotation, molecular function: chromatin binding. The record is from RefSeq and is a predicted model, not a curated record.